AUGUUUGUGAGCACAUAUGGAAUCGUGAGCUUGAUAGAGUUCUUCGUAUUAGAAGAGCUACCAAAAGCGGCCAUCGAGAUACAUCAAGUUAGACCUUAUCUUGCACGAGCAGGGAUGCUGGGAGUGGCAGCAUUGUCAUACUUUCUUAUUGACCACCAGUUAAUUUCAGGAUUAGUUGAGCGGUGGAGACCUAAAACACACACUUUUCACAUGACAUUUGAAGAGUGUACAAUUACAUUGGAAGAUGUUUCAAUUUUACUUAGUCUUAAGGUACAUGGUGACCCAAUUACAGAUUGUUCUACAUAUAGAUGGGUUUCACUUGUUGAAGACUUGUUUGGAAUUACACCACCACCAGCUACAAUUAAAGGUGGAAGGCUAAUUAUGAGUUGGGUUGAUCAAUACUUUUUUGAUGUGUCCAUGCAUGUCCACAGUGUGCAACAAAUGGAACGAUAUGUCUGA
Cajanus cajan (pigeon pea) is the source of this 459-nucleotide messenger RNA. Its product is annotated as serine/threonine-protein phosphatase 7 long form homolog. NCBI's taxonomy places the organism in Eukaryota, Viridiplantae, Streptophyta, Magnoliopsida, Fabales, Fabaceae. Gene Ontology annotation, biological process: meristem maintenance; meristem development. The record is from RefSeq and is a predicted model, not a curated record.